CCUUGAACAGUGUCACAGUUCAUUCUCAAGGCAACAUCUAUUAAGGCUGAGAGAGAGGCCUGCAACAAGUGGCUCGGUAUAUGAGAACUGCAGCCUUCUCUUCAUUUCUCGACACUUCACACGAGGCUAUCAAAUCGCAUCCACACCGUCCGCCCUACCUUUACACUGACUUCAAUACGAUGGCGACAAACGAGCUCGAAGGCCAGCCCGUCGUAGACUCUGCUACCGAGGAGUUGCUAGAUAAUCCAUCAGACGAUACAUUUCCUGCGGACGACGCGAUUCCUGAGCAUAAGUCUGGGGUUAGAAUUGACCCAAAUGCUCUUGAUCAGUCAGGGAGAUUUGAGAAGAGGGACACGGUGCAUAUGAGCAUGAUCCAAUCAGGGGUUCGCACGAAGGGCACCUUUAAGGUUGCCAAAGGCCGCCUCAACAAAUCAAAGUCGUACUGGGAGUAUCAACUCGAGGACGGCGAUGGCCGGCCGUACAAGAACGGGGCCUGGAUUCGGGAAAAGGACCUUAAGAUGGAGAAGCGUGGUUGAAGGGCGCUGAAUGUAACGCUUACCUGUGGCUGUGCUAAAUUCAUGUGGCACAUCAAAUGUUAGGCAGCCACAAUUUGAUUGGAAUGUGGCGUCCAGGCGGCUGGGACAGGGCGGUCAGAUCAUUUCACUCCUCAUUUUCCUUGCUACUUAGAC
Molecule: messenger RNA, 689 nt
Organism: Lindgomyces ingoldianus
Lineage: Eukaryota; Fungi; Ascomycota; Dothideomycetes; Pleosporales; Lindgomycetaceae
Exons: 3
Coding region: 81-536 (151 amino acids)
Source: RefSeq, a predicted model, not a curated record